Fusarium poae is the source of this 531-nucleotide messenger RNA. RefSeq lists its product as uncharacterized. Gene Ontology annotation, cellular component: Golgi apparatus; endoplasmic reticulum-Golgi intermediate compartment; endoplasmic reticulum. The record is from RefSeq and is a predicted model, not a curated record. Gene Ontology annotation, molecular function: monosaccharide binding; glucosamine 6-phosphate N-acetyltransferase activity. Gene Ontology annotation, biological process: UDP-N-acetylglucosamine biosynthetic process. The transcript has 2 exons. NCBI's taxonomy places the organism in Eukaryota, Fungi, Ascomycota, Sordariomycetes, Hypocreales, Nectriaceae. The coding region runs from base 1 to 531 and encodes 176 amino acids.
AUGGCUCAAGAAGGCAUCUUCAGCGCCAACCUCCUCUCUUCUGAGGUCAAGGCCGCUCUUCCUGAGGGCUACACUCUGCGUGCUUUGCGCAAGUCCGACUUCAACAGCGGUUUCCUCGACUGCCUACGCGUCUUGACCACGGUAGGUGAUAUUACCGAGGCCGACUUCGUUAAACAGUACGAUGACAUGGCUGCUGCUGGCAGCUACUACAUUAUCAUCAUUGAGGACACCUCGCGCAAAGAGAGUCCUGUCGUUGGAACUGGUGCUCUGAUCACUGAGCGCAAGUUCAUCCACUCUCUUGGCGCCGUCGGCCACAUCGAGGAUAUUGCCGUCGCAAAGGACCAGCAAGGCAAAAAGCUCGGUCUCCGAAUCAUCCAAGCGCUUGACCACAUCGCCGAGCAGGUCGGCUGCUACAAGAGCAUCCUGGACUGCAGCGAGGCCAACGAAGGUUUCUACGUCAAGUGCGGCUUCCGACGAGCUGGUCUUCAGAUGGCCCACUACUAUGAGGGCGAAAAGGGUAAAUCUCAGUGA